This is a messenger RNA of Chanos chanos (milkfish), 2341 nucleotides long. RefSeq names its product Cas scaffold protein family member 4 (gene cass4). Lineage: Eukaryota; Metazoa; Chordata; Actinopteri; Gonorynchiformes; Chanidae. Gene Ontology annotation, biological process: cell surface receptor protein tyrosine kinase signaling pathway; cell migration. Gene Ontology annotation, cellular component: plasma membrane; cytoplasm. The transcript has 7 exons. The record is from RefSeq and is a predicted model, not a curated record. Gene Ontology annotation, molecular function: protein binding. Bases 35 to 2341 code for a protein of 768 amino acids.
CUGUGUGGAUAUAUUGAGUUCCUAGCUUGUGAAAAUGAAGCCCCUCCUGGCUAAAGCUCUCUAUGACAACACCGCUGACUGCGCUGAUGAACUGGCCUUCCGAAGAGGGGACAUCCUAAUGGUGAUCGAUCAGAAUGUGGCAGAUGGCAGCGGAUGGUGGAAAUGCUCCUUGCAUGGACGUCAGGGCCUGGCCCCGGCAAAUCGCCUUUCCCUCCUCAAGCCAUCUCAAACCGAGAGGGCGGAAAACUCCCAAAAUAUUUAUCAAAUUCCCAAAGUACCCAGGCCUACAGACAUGACCAAUGAAAAUAUGGACAGAAUAUAUGAGAUACCCUCUGUACCCCGUCGAGUCUCAGAGAGCCCUCAGAGAGCACAAAAACACACAACAGACGCAGCAGAGGCCAACAAAUCAUAUUCCAGUCCCACGUGUGAAGCUCCAAAUACAAGGAGACGAAUCUCCCUGAACACAGAAGCAAUGCCACGGAAUUUUGUAAGAAAGACAUCUUUGAUGGUACCUUCAGAGAUUCAGAAAUAUCAGACCUAUGCCAUACCACCACUGCAUUCUCAGGAUCCCAAUUAUGACAUCCCUGUACCCUCCACUAGUGAGGCUGUGGGGAGACCACCACAUGGCUACAGCACUCUACCCAACCCACGCAAGCCUGAGUGGAUUUAUGAUGUUCCUGUGUCACCAGAAAAGUCAGGUGGAGAGCAAGCCAAAGCCCCAACCUCUGGGAAGCAGCUCUAUGAUACCCUGCCAGCACGCGCUUGGCCUGCGAAGGAUCACAAUUUAGGACAUUCCCUGUACGAUAUCCCUAAACCAAGCCUUUCACAACAGCAACACAUGAACAGCUCCCCGGUCAAAGAAGCAUCCACAACCUGCAUCUAUGACACACCACCGUGUCUCAAGGCACGGGAGGUGUCUUUGAAUGCUGGAGGAGCUCCCGACCAUCCUGGCUCACAUGAUUCCCAUAAGGGCCAUGUACCUCUGGAGUGCCGGGCGGACAAUGGCCUGAAAUACGACCACCCUCGCCGGCAGCUGAGGAGCAGGGUGGAUCCGAUGCGUAGUUACUUCUCCAACCAGGAAAAAAAGAGAGAUGAUGAUGAGGAGGACAAGACCAGUGCAUUACAGCCUGCUGCUGACAGUCAAAGGAGCUCAACAGCUUCCACCUCCUCCACGCUCUCUAGUUCCUCCAGGAGCUCUUGUGACUCCCUUGUAUUGAGCACCUCAUCUCCAGAACUGCUGCGUGAGGUUACCCUCACUCAGGAGGAGGCUGGCCGUAAGUUGCUGGAACUGCAGAACAGUGUAUGCCAAGUUGUGCCUCAGCUCAUGGAAUUUGUCAGCAGUAACUGGAGGAGCCGGGAGCAUCUGGGUCAGCACCUCCAGGACAUACGCACAGCAACCGAAAAAGUUGCAGACUCAGUGACAUGCUUCCUAAAUUUUGCAUUGGAUGUUAGGGGCAACGCUCGAAGGCUGACGGACUCCAACCUGCAGGCCAGGCUCAAGAAGCAGCUGUGUAUAGUGGAGGACUCGGGGCUCAUUCUGCAGCAGGCUGUGGAUGCACUGGGUGAGUCGGGCUGGCCACUGGACGCUCUGGUCCAGGACUACGAUCAGGCACAGAGCCCUAACCAGUUGGAGCGCUUUGUGACGGUGGCCCGCACUGUGCCUGAGGAUGUAAAACGUCUUGUAUCCAUCAUUAAUGCCAAUGGCAAGCUCCUGUUCAGAGGUCCUCAGAAGGAGCCAGGGCUGGUGAACAGUUCCAGUCCGUCAGAUAUGAAGCAAAGUCUUAACAAAAAUGAACAGAUGGCAGACUCAGGGGGAGAUGAAAAUGAUUAUGUAGAGCUCCAGACAAAAACAGAGUUUGAACAGCAACAAAGGAUGGUAAAUGAUAGUUUGAAACUGAAAAUGAAAGAGGAUACUUUAAAGAGACAGGUUUCUCAAGGAGAGCAGAUGAGCCGCCCCUGUAUGCCCAAGGACAGCAGUAAAGGCCCCCCCUCUGACCACUGCCGGCUGUACUUUGGGGCCCUUCAAAAGGCAAUCAGUGUGUUUGUGAGGAGCCUCAUAGAUGGGCAACCUCCUGAGAAAUUCAUUGCCCACAGCAAGCUGGUAAUCAUGGUGGGUCAAAGGCUGGUGAACACGCUGUGUCAUGAAGCCCAGAGUGGAGAGGCCAGUAAGGAACUACUGUUUAAGAGCAACCAUCUGUGUGCCUUGCUCAAGCAGAUGGCUGUGGCCACCAAGAAGGCCGCGCUGCACUUCCCCGAUAAACUGGCCCUACAGGAGGCCCAAGACUUAGCCAAAGAGCUGGCCCAACGAGCGCAGCACUUUCGGCUAACGCUGGACAUCUGA